AACUUGACCAAGUGGUUUCCUACCUGGGUAGAAGAUUCAAAGACGAAAAGUAGAGAAGAGAGAUGAGUCGAAUUUUCAGCACAGGCACAUGAGAAGGCAAGGGAAUCCAGGAAGAAGGACGGCAUCAGCAGCGAGAAUCCAAGGACGGAGCCAUCUCUCUGUGUGAUGAAGAUAAAUCAGAGGACCGAGCCAAGCGGGGAGCGCAAAUGUGGGAGGACUCUCCAUCCUUAAAUUGUUUUCGAAGUGGGAGACUCGCAAGAGGCCCAGGUGUCGUGUCCCAAUUUGGUGGAGGAGGUGCAGACCGCAGACCGCAGACCGCAGACCUGCCAUCUUUGUCAACCAAAGGUCUUUCCUUCUGUUCGGGACGUCGCUUUCCUGAACCAUAUAUAGCACGAGAGAGAGAGGGGGGAGGCUGCUUGCACCACCUGCGUCAAAAAGCGCCGUUGUAGUGGAGAGAGAGAGAGAGAGAGAGAGUUGGAAGUUGCGAGGUUCUGUAUCUUGUUGCAGCAACGUCCGAGUGUUGCUCUUUUAGGCAAGGAAAAGAAGAAGGAUGGAGGCCAUCUCCCCUUUGAUCGUGAUCGCAAACGCCUCGGCCUCGGACGUUCAGGAAUCUCGACGUUGGCACCGGCAUUCUUGCAAGUUGGCCGCCCCUGCAUCUGCGUCUUUUCAGCCGAGGAGGAUCACGAGGCUCGCGCCAUCAAGAAGAAGGAGGAGCCGUAUCUCCGCUAAAGUUGCAAGUCAAGAGCUCGAGCUCGACUUCAGCGAUCCGGCAUGGAAGACCAAAUACCAGGAGGAUUUUAAGCGCAGGUUCAGCCUCCCUCAUCUCAGGGACAUCCUUGAUGUCAAGCCUAUUCCCUCCACCUUUUGCCUCCAGAGCAGAUGUCCUGUAAUGGAGGAUUUCGCGAAUGGGUAUCCAUCAGAUGAACGAUGGAACGGAUACGUCUAUGACGAAGACAGGGCGCUUCUCAAGGUUAUUAACUAUUCUAAACCCACAUCUGCUGGUGCCGAGGGCAUUGAUCCAGAUUGUUCUUGGGUGGAGCAAUGGGUUCAUCGAGCUGGGCCACGAGAGCAUAUAUAUUUCAAACCUGAAGAAGUAAAUGCAGCAAUAGUUACCUGUGGAGGCCUUUGUCCUGGUCUUAAUGAUGUUAUUAGGCAGAUUGUUAUCACACUUGAAAUAUAUGGAGUGAGGAACAUUUUAGGAAUUCCAUUUGGAUACCGGGGAUUUCUAGACAAAAAUCAACCUCCUAUACCUCUCUCACGUAACGUUGUCCAAAAUAUUCAUCUUGGUGGUGGAAGUAUAUUAGGAGUUUCUCGUGGAGGUCCUUGUGUGACUCAGAUUGUGGACAGCAUGCAGGAAAAAGAGAUAAACAUGCUGUUUGUGUUGGGCGGAAAUGGCACACAUGCAGGAGCCAAUGAAAUACACAAGGAGUGUCGGCGGAGACGGAUGAAGGUAGUAGUUGUCGGUGUACCAAAAACCAUUGACAAUGAUAUUCUGUUGAUGGACAAGACAUUUGGCUUUGACACUGCUGUAGAGGAGGCCCAGAGAGCAAUCAACUCUGCCUACAUUGAGGCUCAUAGUGCUUACCAUGGAGUUGGAAUUGUAAAAUUAAUGGGUAGGAGCAGUGGUUUUAUAGCAAUGCAGGCAUCACUAGCCAGUGGACAAAUUGAUAUUUGUUUAAUCCCAGAGGUACCAUUUGAGCUGGAUGUUGUUUUAAGAUAUCUAAGGCAUCUUAUUGAGACAAAGGGUUCAGCUGUGCUGUGUGUGGCUGAGGGAGCUGGCCAGGCAUUGCUGGAGAGCACAAAUGCCACAGAUGCAUCCGGGAACGCUGUGCUUGGAGAUAUUGGUGUUCAUAUUCAACAAAAGACGAAGAAAUAUUUCAAGGAAGUCGGCGUUCCAGUUGAUGUGAAAUAUAUAGAUCCAACCUACAUGAUUCGUGCUUGCCGUGCGAACGCAUCAGAUGGAAUCCUCUGCACUGUACUGGGCCAAAAUGCGGUUCAUGGUGCAUUUGCAGGGUUCAGUGGCAUCACGGUAGGGAUAUGCAACACACAUUACGUCUACCUCCCCAUCCCUGAAGUCAUUCGUUAUCCCAAGAGUGUUGAUCCGAACAGCCGGAUGUGGCACCGGUGUCUGACAUCUACAGGGCAGCCAGAUUUCAUUUGAAGGCUAUGGAUGCAAAAAAUAACAUGCAAAAGCAAAAGUGUGAAGCUAAAAUUUUGAAGAUUGUUACGUUAGUACUACAAGGGAUGCUGGGGAGAACAGGUCUGAAGCCAAAAAUAUAACCAAAACAAGGAAGUGAAUUUUGGAAAGAGGAGCAGAUUUCUUGGUAGCUCUAUUAGCAUCUAAUCCCUGAUCAUCCCACCUCCAUUUAACGUACAUAAUUAAUCACUUGUGAUUAGGAUUAGUUUUCGAUUCCAAGCCCACCAAAGUUAGGGCCAUUAUCUCAAAGAGAAAAUAAGAGAAAUGAAGAAAAAUUGAUUAGAUUGGGAGCAAUUCUUUUGCACUUUAUUGCAGUAUAGAAAUUUUCUUUUCUUAUUUCAUUUUGUGUUAUUGAAUUGUUCACAAAAACAUAUAUUGGAAUUGAGGUUUUUUUUUGAAGUAAUAGCCUGGAAAUGUGAG
Molecule: messenger RNA, 2617 nt
Organism: Nymphaea colorata (pocket water lily)
Lineage: Eukaryota; Viridiplantae; Streptophyta; Magnoliopsida; Nymphaeales; Nymphaeaceae
Product: ATP-dependent 6-phosphofructokinase 5, chloroplastic
Exons: 14
Coding region: 551-2161 (536 amino acids)
Biological process (GO): fructose 6-phosphate metabolic process; glycolytic process
Cellular component (GO): cytoplasm
Molecular function (GO): ATP binding; 6-phosphofructokinase activity
Source: RefSeq, a predicted model, not a curated record